UGCAUGUAUAUAUAAGCAUGUACAGUGAUAUACUUAACCCUGUGGUUUAGAAUUGAGAUUAGUAAAAAUGAAUAGUUUUAAAAGAGAAGCUGCCUUGAGAAUUAUGAAUAUGCUUCUCUUGGCACUAACUUCCUGUCUCAUUCGUUUCGACUCCCAAACAAAAGUUCUAUUCUACACAUACAAAAAGACUGCAACAUUCCACGUUUUGGAUGCUUUAUAUGUUUUGGUGUGGAUAGAUGUUGCUGCAGCUGUCUACAAUUUUCUCCAGCUUAUCACAUGUUAUAAGAUGCAAAGAUUUGCCACAAACAGAUAUGUGUCUUGGGGAAUUUUCUUAUUAGACCAGGCUGCAGCGUACACAGUGUUUGGCGCGACGGCAGCGGCAGUCCAAGGGUCGGCAAUUGCGAUCACCGGCGCGAAGAGCUUCCAAUGGAUGAAGCUAUGCAACAGGUUCACCAGAUUCUGUUAUCAAAUAGGCGGAGCAUUGAUAUGUGGAUAUGUAGCAGCAGUUUUAAUGAUCAUAACUGCUUCCAUCUCAGCCUACUCGCUUUUCCGAUUUUAUUCACCCAAACGCUUCCUUAUGCUCAAGCCCAAAUAAUCCAUGUUAAUUAUCUUCUCACAAAGAUAUUCAUUACUACCAUUACACCUUUGGUUCAGCUUUCUAAAACUUGUUUCUGUUUAAUUCCCUGGUGUUCAACAAACUUCCAAGUAUUACUUUUUAGCCACUAUAAAAGCUAUGUGUCAUUAUGUUGUACGUUACGAUCUACGACUUAGGAAAUAAUAUUCCGAAGUUUUAAAUGUCA
Salvia hispanica is the source of this 800-nucleotide messenger RNA. RefSeq names its product CASP-like protein 2C1. Lineage: Eukaryota; Viridiplantae; Streptophyta; Magnoliopsida; Lamiales; Lamiaceae. The record is from RefSeq and is a predicted model, not a curated record.